UGGGCUAGCGCGAGGUACUUGAAAUGGUAAAAUAAAAACCGUCUUUUUGUUGAAGCCCGUCUCCGCUCGAAGGAAUUUAACUGGUCUUCAGUUAUUCGACGUAACAGCCGCAAAUAAAUUAAUUUUCUCUUUACUUUUCGUCGCGUUUAAUUUGCUGCGAGCUAUUUAAACAACCGUGGACAUGAGUUCGUGCGUGAAAGUAACUAUUUUUGCGUUAAGUGUAAUCGUCUUGUGCAGUUUAAAUGCGAAACUGGUUAAUUCAUUUAACAUUGAUGCAUUUAAUUACGCGGUAUAUGAAAGAUCUGAAAAAUCCAUGUUUGGAUUUACUGUUGCAGUUCACAAACAGAAGUCCGCAUCCUGGGUCCUAGUCGGUGCCCCAGAAGCGCAAGCAAUGUUGCAGGAUCAAAGUGUUUACAAAGGUGGAGUAGUUUACAGAUGUCGACCAGAUGGAGAUGACGUUUGCGAUGAAAUACCUUUCGAUCGAACAGGAAACCAGUAUAUCGGAAACAAAGAAUUAGACCACAAAUCUAUGCAGUGGUUUGGAGCAACAUUGGCUACAUCUGGGCGUCUGGAAGGGGGUCCCGUUGUGGCUUGCGCUCCCAGAUAUGUUUGGUACAGUAAAGAAAUGAAUCGAAGAGAUCCAGUAGGAACGUGUUUCGUGGCAGAUGAGUUCUUCGAAAAAUUUGAGGAAUAUUCUCCAUGUCGUACAAGUAAUUGGGGUUACCAUCGUCAAGGAUCGUGUCAGGCAGGAUUCAGCGCAGCAAUUAACUCGAUGGGAGACCGUUUAUUCGUUGGAGCGCCAGGGAGCUAUUAUUGGCAAGGACAAAUGUAUUCGAUUGAUGCUCGGGCUCACUUUUCCUACACUCCAGGAUUGUUCGGAAUGUCUUACGGAGCCAAAGGAUCCGUUCACCAACAAAGUUUAGAAAACAGACCAGCCGUUUUCCAGACCAGAGAAGGGAAAAAGGAAGAUGAUGAUUCCUAUUUAGGUUAUUCUGCCAUCGUCGGCGAUUUUGAGGGAAUCGGACAGCAGGGAGUUGCUGUUGGUAUGCCUAGGGGUGCGGAUCUACAUGGAAAAAUAUUACUAUUCUCCUGGAACUUAACCAAUUACAAAAACAUCUCGGGAAACCAACUGGGGUCCUAUUUCGGAUAUAGUUUGGCUGCGGCAGACGUUGAUGGUGAUAAGAAAAUUGAUCUCAUCGUCGGCGCCCCAAUGCACACCGAACCUAACACGGAAGGCCACUAUGACGUGGGAAGGGUAUAUGUGUUUUACCAGGGUGGAGGAUUCGGUAGCUUUAAUAAGUCAUCAUUUUUGGACGGAGAAAAUUCUAUGUCAAGGUUUGGUUUGAGUUUGGCUUCUUUGGGGGACAUGAAUCAAGACGGAUAUGAUGAUUUUGCUGUGGGGGCCCCUUACGAUGGUCCAAAUGGUCAAGGUGCUGUCUACAUUUUUUACGGAUCAGUCAACGGAGUUCUCAAAAAAUAUGGUCAAGUAAUAUAUGCGGAAGACAUUCAAACUAGGAGUGGUAAACCAAUUGCUACGUUCGGGUUUUCUGUUGGAGGUGGUUUAGAUAUGGACGGGAACGAUUAUCCAGAUUUAGCUGUCGGCGCAUAUCUAUCCGAUUCUGUUUUCUUCUUCAGAGCAAGGCCUGUGGUUCGCGUCGACGCGUUUGUGCGUUUCCAAACUCAAAAGAAACAGAUUGACAUUCAAAAUAAAAACUGCAAUUUACCGAACGGACAGAGAGGCACCUGCACCACCAUUGACUUCUGCAUUAAAUAUGGAGGAAAAGGAAUUCCUCCUCAAAUAAAACUAGACCUACAAUAUAUUUUGGAUACAAAGAAAUUUGACGUUCCAAGGAUGGCUUUUAUAAGCCGUAAUAGCCACACCUUUAAGGAAAGUUUGGUUUUAUAUAAGGACAGUAGCCAUUUUUGCAAAAGCGAGGAAAUUUAUAUUAAGAAUGACAUUCGUGAUAAACUUACCGCCCUGGAGGCCGAGGUUAAAUAUUUCAUGAUUGAAGAUCUUUCUUCGGGAUACUACGGUAAAGUACGAGACCCCAGGUCGCGUCUAACGCCGGUUUUGGACCUUAAUUCUCCUCCGUCAAGGAAAGACUCGAUUAGCAUUCAAAAAAAUUGUGGAUUCGACAACAUCUGCAUACCGAAUUUGCACGUUAACGUCAUUAAGAAUGUUGAAAAAUACCUACUGGACUCGAACACUAAUUUAGAAUUCGAUGUAGUAGUGUCAAAUUUUGGAGAAGAUUCGUUCGAGACCACUUUUUAUUUGACUUUUCCUGAAGGAAUUUAUUAUAAGAAAACGGAAGGGGCUUUGUGUAGUACGAGGGAGAACAAUACGAUCACUUGCGACGUCGGAAAUCCUUUGCAAACAAGUAAAAUUGCUAAAUUUAAAGUCAUCUUCGUACCUUAUCACAAGCAGGAAAUGGCUCCGAGUUACGACUUCGAUUUCUUCGUCAAUAGCACGAAUCCCGAAGAAAAUUCGACCUUGUCUGAUAAUCAUAAGCGUAUUAGAGUCGACAUCUGGGUAGAAACAAAAUUAGACGUAAAUGGGAGAUCUAUUCCUCAAGAAAUUUACUUGCCGAAUGCUUCGACCUAUACUGCAGAUAUAAGGAGAGAAAGUGAUAUAGGUCCGCAAGUGACGCAUCUCUAUACGCUGAGGAAUAAGGGCCCAGCAACCGUUUACGAGGCCGAAGUAUAUUUCUUCUGGCCUUGGCAAACACUUGGGGGUGAAGAUUUGUUGUAUUUGCUUGACCAACCUCACGUUCCAGAGGGUAUUAAAUGCGACAUACCUGCUCCGGCAAAUUACAAAAAUUACGAGCUUGAUUAUUACACAAAAUCUAUUUGGGAACGCCUCCGUAUUGACUCUUCCAGUAAAUACGGCGAAAAAUAUGGCGAACAUUCCGUGGUUCACGUAGAAACCGGAGCCAAUAUCCCCGCCAUAGUUGGAGGAACGACGAUUAAAGGACAAAACUCCAUGGAACUAGAUGAAAAAAUUAAACAAUCCGGAGGAGAUGCGUCUGAAAUUUUCAACGAGCGUCACAAUAUUAACGCUACCUCCGGUCAAUCUAGUACCGGAAAUACGAGCUUGGCGGGAGUAACUGUUUAUACAAAAUCCGAAUGGACCACAGUUAUACAAAAUGGAAAACCGGUUACCAAAUGGACGAACGUUACUACCGUCAAAGAUGCGUCAGGGAAAAUCUUGAACACUUAUUAUUCCACUGAUAACGACGGUAGUCAAAACGAACGCGACAGUUUUGGUCAAAAGGUCAUCGGUAUUUAUGAAAAACCAGCGAUCCAGCCUACCUACAGUUCUUCUGGAAAUGGUCCUAGCCAGCCGCCAAGGUUAGAACAAGGACGUCAUAGACAAGAGGAGAGGCUGAAGACAGAAGAAUCCAGAAGACAAGGCGAAAAGUGGCGAUCACACGACCAAAGGAGCAAUUCAACUUGGCCCAGUUCAAGAACUCAAAUUAAUUACCAUGAUGCAGAUAACACGGAACACCAAGAAGGGUCUAAUAGACAACAAGCGUAUGAAGAGAGGUUGAGGACAGAAGAAUUUAGAAGACAACAAGGCGAACGAUGGCGAGCACAUGAUCAAAGAAACAAUUCAACCUGGGUGAAUUCGAAAACUCAAAGUAAUGCAGGACACUAUCAAUCUGGAAGAAACGAACAAACAUUGGGGAGUAGUAGAGUCGACAACAUAAAUGCUGGUCAGCAGAAUAUUUAUCAUAACUAUGGCCAAGGUUCUAGUGGUGAAAGAUUUCAAACGACCGCUAUCGAACUAGAUGGUUUGGGUAGCAUGUUAGGAAGGCAAUCAAUUGUGUUAGGAAGACCUCAAUCAUCUGAGGCAGAGUUUUCUGGAGGUGAAAGUGAGGGAUAUCAGUGGCAAUCUUCGGGCAGGCGAAUCCAUAGUGGCACAAUCGCAAGGACGGAUGACGAAACAUCAUCCGAAAAUAGAGAUUAUCGCAAUUCUCGCGACCACCAAAACAGCAAUUCGGAUUUGAGAACCAGGACCAAACGCCAAAUUGAACCGCUCGACCCAGAUAUUGACCAAAUACGAAAAUGCGAAACGACGAAUUGUAUCUACGUCAGAUGCAUCGUUAGUACAUUGAAGAGAGACGAGUUUGUUUCUAUCGCGCUCAGAUCUCGCCUCAAUCUCCGAGCAGUUAAGCAUUUAAGCAGUUCGCAACCCUUCAAAUUAUCGUCAGUGAUGGUGGCGAGAAUUAGCAAACUUCCUUAUAUAGGAAGAUUUAAAGAUCAAAAUCCUCUUAUGCAUGAAGUCUUCACGGAUAUUCCGGCCAAAGAACCUGAAGUUCCCCCAAGGAUUGUUCCACUAUGGAUUAUUCUACUGUCGGCAAUCGCUGGUACAAUUAUCCUGUUGCUAGUAAUUCUGUUUCUUUACAAGUGUGGAUUCUUUAGAAGAAACAGACCAUCAUCAACACCAGAAAGGCAGCCUCUUAAUCGCAACGGUUAUCAAAAUGGAGAUGAAGCGCUUUAAUAAAUACGAAAUAAUAAUUGAAGGCUGUGAAAAUGAUUAUAUGUGCGGUAGCUAAAGUACUGGUAACUAAUGAGACGUAACUUAUUUGUAAAUGUUUGUGAGUAUGUGUGUAAAUUAAUUUUGUUUGUUUAAUUGCGAAAUUUCUUCUACUAAGGGUCUUGAUAAAAUACGCCAUCAAUAUAUUUACUAAUUCAUCUGACUUCAAAGCUAAACUUAACACGUUAAAAUUUAAGUAGCGCACUUCAUGUGCAAAUUGAUACUGAAAUUUUAAUUGCGUACUUCUUAGUAUGUUUAUCAGUUUUUAAUAUUAAUGCAUAUAUGUUAUAUGUAAGUAAUUUAUUAUUUGUAAUUAAUAUAUAUUUACACCUAAGUAACUAAAAAAUACAUAGGCUAGAUUCGUGGUGACUUAAGGUGGCUUAAGUAUGUCCAAAUCAUGUAUAAAUGUGCCUUAUUUACUCAAUUCAAUAAUUCAAAUAUAUUUAAAAUAAAUGAUUAGCUGCUAUUCUAACAUAACAUGGACGCUUUCUUAAACUAAAAUAACUGGGUAAGUUGCGCGCAGUUAAACCAUACAUGAGCAAAUGGCACAAUGAAUAUCAAUGUUCAAUUAAAAAUAGGUCAUUGCCAACAUUUAUUUUUCUUUGUUUACAUACAACCCAAAUUCGCAUACGCAUAAAAUCGAGUGUCUUCAAAGUAAUUUUUGUAAAUAACUAAACUUGUUAAAACUAAUUUAAGAAAUGUGUAAAUAAAUUGUACCGUUUUUUUUUAUAUUUAUUCCAAAGACCACAAUAGAAUUGGUAUAAAUAUAUAUAAAAUUCUUAUUCAGAGAAAACUUAUAUUUGUUAAUUAACUUUCAGUUAGUAUAGAAAAGGUCAAUUUAUACACGAAAAAACAAAUAAGAGAUUAGCAAAAUGUAUAUAACUAGACGAGCAGAUCAACUAAUUAACAAAUUAAACUUACUUUUUAGAGGAGCGAACAGUAGAGCUAUGUAGAUCGUGGUUUCAUUCUUUUCAAAAGUUAUGAGAAAAUGAAAAAUACAAAAAUUGUCCGGAUGCUGAACCCUGCAUACCCGCAGGCACUUAAAUAGCCCAGUGAACAACUUGAUUCUGAAAACUUACCUGUGAUAAGCGAUAAACUGAGAAUAUCAGUAUUAAAAAUAAGUUCUAAGUAGGUGCUUCGCUACUUCCUAUUUAAAUUAAAUAUUAUUAUUACCAAUAUUUACUCUAUUUAUUAUCAAUAUAGCAGUAAUUAUGUUUUGUACCAAAACACGUUGAAACCUGAACCACAAUCAUAAUAUCAGAAUAA
Molecule: messenger RNA, 5803 nt
Organism: Cylas formicarius (sweet potato weevil)
Lineage: Eukaryota; Metazoa; Arthropoda; Insecta; Coleoptera; Brentidae
Gene: if
Product: integrin alpha-PS2
Exons: 21
Coding region: 182-4501 (1439 amino acids)
Biological process (GO): cell-cell adhesion; cell-matrix adhesion; integrin-mediated signaling pathway
Cellular component (GO): integrin complex; external side of plasma membrane
Molecular function (GO): integrin binding
Source: RefSeq, a predicted model, not a curated record